Miscanthus lutarioriparius is the source of this 642-nucleotide messenger RNA. The record is from the annotation of a GenBank genome assembly. Lineage: Eukaryota; Viridiplantae; Streptophyta; Magnoliopsida; Poales; Poaceae.
AUGCAUCGAUCCAUGGCAGCAGCCGACAUAAAGUGUGAGCAGCCGAAGCCGACGCCGACGCCGACGCCGAGCGCUUCGUCUCUGAGGAUCUUCGGCUACGACGUGGCUGGCAAGGGUAUUGCCGCCGAUCACAUCGUCGCGCAGCCUCCGCCGCAGGACGACAGCCGGCCAGUAGCGGACAGGCGCAGGUUCGAGUGCCAGUACUGCUGCCGCGAGUUCGCUAACUCGCAGGCGCUUGGCGGACACCAGAACGCGCACAAGAAGGAGCGGCAGCAGCUGAAGCGUGAGCGCCAGUUCGCCGCCCGCGUCCUUGACGGCGGCCACGCUGCAGCUGGUGGCUUGGCCGGCAUCUGCGCCGCCGGCUUCACGUCGUCACAGCCGCCGCCCGGGCACGUCAUCGCGGUAAGCCCGGGCGCCAUCGCCAGCUGGGUCUACCUCGCGCACCAGCCAGCAGCAACCAUGGGUCUGCCGUUCCACGCCGCCGGCGUAUGCCAACCUGAGCCGUUGAUGCUGCGCGGCGGUACGGGCAGCAGCAUCGGGCGAUCCUACGAGCUGUGCCCUCCGGCUGAUGACGACACCGAGGAACCAUCGGCGAUGGGUCUGGACCUGCAUCUCAGCCUUGCUCCGGCCAGUUCAUCGUAA